AUGUCAAUGACUGGUCAGGGGUCGGGCAGCGAUCGCGAGCCCAGCGCCGUGACGCCAGAUCAGCCGGAACAGGAUCGCCUCCUCCCUCAGCCUCACGAAGCUGGUCACGGCGCGGAGGGGUUUCAUGAACCGAUCACGUUUAAACGAAAGCAAAAGCGACAGUCACGAUUCAGUCUGUCGAAUCUGUUCUCGAAUACCGCCGGCGGUUCGGAUACAGGUCUCGAAUCUACAAGAUCUCAGGGUGCGCAGAAUGGAGAUGUGUCACCACUAGAUCCCUACGGGCCCAUUGGAUGGAAUGGUGACACGAACGCCUCCAAGGACGGUACGCCUCUGGACUGGUACGUCGAGGGCCCGGGCCGUCGUGUGGGUUACGAUGAUUUCACCGCUAUCGACUGGAUCUACGAAUACACAAAGGAACGACAACGGAAGCGGUUACUCUAUUCGAGCGGUCAGGGUGUUGCUGGAUAUUUCCGUCGACUCGUCGAAGCAAGCAAUAUCUGGUUUGUCUUGGUUGCGACGGGCAUUGCAGUCGGUAUUAUUGCUGCCUCUAUCGACAUCGCGACGGAUUGGUUGGGAGAUCUGAAAACAGGCUACUGCAAAAGUGGUAGUGGAGGUGGAAAGUUCUAUCUCAAUCGCAGCUUUUGCUGCUGGGGUCUAGACGACUAUUCAAAAUGCCUGGAUUGGACACCAUGGGGAAAUGCCCUGGGUGCACCGUCCACAGGAGGCCGGUAUACCAUCGAAUAUAUCUUUUACAUUCUGUUUUCGGUGGUAUUUGCCGUGUGUGCUUGUCUUUUGGUACGAAAGUUUGCUACAUAUGCGAGACAUAGUGGAAUUCCCGAGAUCAAGACAAUCCUGGGAGGAACCGUCAUCCGGCAUUUCAUGGGUCCCUGGACACUUACUAUCAAGUCACUUGGGCUGUGUCUCUCGGUUGCAUCUGGAUUGUGGUUGGGCAAAGAAGGCCCGCUUGUCCAUGUUGCAUGCUGUUGUGCCAAUAUCAUGAUGAAGCCUUUUGACAGUCUCAAUGGAAAUGAAGCUCGAAAACGCGAGGUUCUCUCUGCAGCUGCAGCUGCGGGCAUCUCAGUCGCUUUCGGUGCUCCCAUCGGAGGCGUGCUUUUCAGUUUGGAGCAAUUAUCUUAUUAUUUCCCAGACAAGACAAUGUGGCAAAGCUUUGUUUGCGCCAUGGUUGCCGCCGUCACGUUGCAGGCCCUGAACCCAUUCCGCACAGGGAAUAUCGUAUUGUAUCAAGUCACCUAUACUCGAGGAUGGCACCGCUUUGAGGUCAUCCCAUUCAUCAUUCUUGGUAUUGUGGGCGGACUCUUCGGAGCGUUCCUCAUCCGAAUGAAUAUGCGAAUCGCCAAAUGGCGGCGGUCUCGGACUUGGUCAAGACCGGUUAUUGAAGUAGCCAUCGUUGCUCUUCUGACGGCUUUGAUCAACUUUCCCAAUCAUUUUAUGAGGGCUCAGAAUUCAGAGCUUGUCCAAUCCCUUUUCGCAGAAUGCAGCAGUGAAACAUAUGAUCGAUUCGGUCUAUGUGUCACCGGGUCCAAGUCAUUUGGAGUCGUUGCCAUGCUGCUGGUGGCUGCCGUGCUGGCGUUUUUCCUUUCUGCAUUGACCUUUGGUCUUGAUAUUCCAGCCGGUAUCAUUCUUCCGUCGGUCGCCAUCGGUGCCCUGUACGGCCGGGCGCUGGGAAUUCUCGUUCGGAUGUGGCAGGAGGCCUAUCCGAAGGCUUUCCUUUUCAGCAAGUGUGAGCCCGACAUUCCAUGUGUGACGCCAGGACUAUAUGCAAUCAUCGGUGCGGCAUCUGCGCUAGGUGGUGCGACUCGAAUGACUCUUUCGAUUGUCGUCAUCAUGUUCGAAUUGACGGGUGCCUUGACCUAUGUCAUCCCGAUCAUGAUCGCCGUGAUGUUAUCAAAAUGGUGCGGCGAUAUCUUUGGGAAGCGUGGUAUCUACGAGUCGUGGAUUCAACUGAAUGAGUAUCCAUUCCUUGAUCAUCGAGACGAUACCACACCACCGGAUGUCUCUGCUCAUCGGGUCAUGACCACCGUAGAUGAUGUCUCUGUAGUUACAGCGACUGGUCAUACCAUUGGCUCUCUUCGCUCCAUUCUCGCCAAUACCACAUAUCGUGGAUUCCCCGUUAUUUCGGAGGCUUCUAUCCCUGUUCUCCUGGGCUACAUCACCCGCAACGAGCUAUCAUUUGCUCUGAAGUAUUCAACUUCGCCGACACAGCGCAACCUCACCAGUGAGACUCAGGUUUUCUUUUCGCAUCAGCCAUUUGCAGACCCUGUAGAGACGUUGGAUCUCCGUCCCUGGAUGGAUCAAACCCCCAUCACGCUCAAUAGCAACAUCAGCUUCUUGGUCGUCCUACGCAUGUUCCAGCGGCUUGGAUUGCGCUAUGUUUUGUUCGCCAACAAGGGCAUCUUGCAGGGAUUGCUGACCAAGAAAGAUGUCUGGUCAGUUCUCAAUGGCGUCGAGUUCCGUCGACAAGAGGCUCUCCGGGACCAUGAGUUCCCGGGCAGCCAUGGGGCCGAAGAGGUUGGUCUCCUUCACGGUGAUGAAAGAAACAGUCUCAGCAGUACCCUGAGGCGAGACUCGCUAUGA
Molecule: messenger RNA, 2595 nt
Organism: Penicillium cinerascens
Lineage: Eukaryota; Fungi; Ascomycota; Eurotiomycetes; Eurotiales; Aspergillaceae
Product: chloride channel protein
Exons: 7
Coding region: 1-2595 (864 amino acids)
Biological process (GO): chloride transport; transmembrane transport
Cellular component (GO): early endosome; membrane; Golgi apparatus
Molecular function (GO): voltage-gated chloride channel activity
Source: RefSeq, a predicted model, not a curated record